Budorcas taxicolor (takin) is the source of this 3318-nucleotide messenger RNA. RefSeq names its product progestin and adipoQ receptor family member 6 (gene PAQR6). The coding region runs from base 1244 to 2146 and encodes 300 amino acids. The transcript has 8 exons. NCBI's taxonomy places the organism in Eukaryota, Metazoa, Chordata, Mammalia, Artiodactyla, Bovidae. Gene Ontology annotation, molecular function: signaling receptor activity. The record is from RefSeq and is a predicted model, not a curated record. Gene Ontology annotation, cellular component: membrane.
UUGAAACACAAACUCCAGAAGCAGUUUUGACAGCUGUGGAGUUCGCUGACUGCACUGAGCUGGGGUGCCUUCACAGGGCGACCUGCUAGUCGCUCGGUCGUGUCCACUUGUUGUGACUUCAUGGACUGUAGCCUAUCCAUAGAGUUCUCUCGGCAAGAAUGCUGGAAUGGGUUGCCAUUUCCUACUCCAGGGGACCUUCCUGACCUAGGGAUCAAACCCAGGUUUCCUGCAUUGCAGGCAGAUUCUUUACUGCCGAGCCAGCAGGGAAGACCAGGGCCGACAGGUAAAGGCUAUACAGAUGCCCGAGAACACCACGCGGUGUUAGGGCACUGACCCCCAUACAAUCAGACAUCUGCACGUGGCUAUCCAGUUGGCUUUCUGUAUUCAGUUUCACAUCCUUGAUUCAAACAUGGACCAUGUUGCAGAGUACAUAUUUAGUGAAAAAUUGUUUAUAAAUGCAGUUCACACGCAAGUUCAAGGGUUAACUUUUGAAGGUGACGGCCUGGGGGUGGUUGGCAGUCUUCAGCUGGGUCCUCUGAAUCAAGGAGAAGCCUCAGGAGAGAUGGGGGUGAAUCUUGAAACCAGCUUCUUGAGUCUUCAUCUGUCCCUUCGCUAGGAUUGACACACCUCUCUGCGUUUGGGGAGUGGAGAAGCUUGGUGAACCCCUCGUGGUUUAAACCAACGUUUACCAAAUGUAUUUGCUCUGAAUUCUGUCCAGCACCAGGCACUAAGGCAGCAAAGCACAAUGAGAAGUGAUUCUGGAAAAUCCAAAGUUGGGGUUGGAAUUCCUCUGCCUAGCCUAAGGCAGAGUCCCCCAUCUUCAGCUGCUGGGAGAGCCUGGAACCCUGGAGCUGUGGGGCAGCCCGCACUGAGGGGUCCCUCCAUACCGGCCUGGCUGCCUCCUGGCUAGGGCCUGGGCCUCUUCCGGCCAGUCUGCUCUCAGUGGGGUGGGGUCAAGCUGCAGGGGCUGGCUGUUUGCUGGAGGCCGAGUGAGCUGCCUGCUAAUGGGGCUGGGCCACCCUGCGCUGCUCCCUGAAGGCUGGACAAGGCUAGGAUUGUUUCCCCGCUUCCUUUGUCUCCCACACCCCGCCCAGGCCUGGCCCGCCUGCCUGCCGCUCUUCUCCCUCCCGUUGGCCCGGCUGGCAAGAGCCAGGGACUCCGCCCGUGGAGCGCGGGGCCUGCCGACCCUCUGACUUGGGAGCGCCCGUCAAGCUCUGGGUCAACGUGGAGGUGCCGGGCCACCAUGCUCAGUCUCAAGCUGCCCCAACUCCUUCGAGUCCACCAGGUCCCCAGGGUGUUCUGGGAAGAUGGUAUCAUGUCUGGCUACCGCCGCCCCACCAGCUCGGCCUUGGACUGUGUCCUCAGCUCUUUCCAGAUGACCAACGAGACCGUCAACAUCUGGACUCACUUCCUGCCCACCUGGUACUUCCUGUGGCGCCUCCUGGCGCUGGCGGGAGGCCUGGGCUUCCGGUCGGAGCCCUACCACUGGCCGCUGCUCGUCUUCCUGCUGCCCGCCUGCCUCUACCCGUUUGCAUCGUGCUGCGCGCACACCUUCAGCUCCAUGUCGCCCCGCGUGCGUCACAUCUGCUACUUCCUGGACUACGGUGCGCUCAGCCUCUACAGCCUGGGCUGCGCCUUCCCCUAUGCCGCCUACUCCAUGCCGGCCUCCUGGCUGCACAGCCACCUGCACCAGCUCUUUGUGCCCGCCGCCGCACUCAAUUCUUUCCUGUGUACCGGCCUCUCCUGCUACUCCCGGUUCCCAGAGCUAGAAAGCCCUGGGCUCAGUAAGAUCCUCCGCUCGGCCGCCUUCGUCUAUCCCUUUCUGUUCGACAACCUCCCACUUUUCUAUCGGCUGGGACUGUGCUGGGGCAGGGGCCACAGCUGUGGGCAGGAGGCGCUGAGCACCAGCCACAGCUACCACCUCUUCUGUGCGCUGCUCACUGGCUUCCUCUUCGCCUCUCACUUGCCUGAGCGGCUGGCACCAGGACGCUUUGAUUACUUCGGGAUCUCCAGGCAAGACUACAGGAAUGGGUUGCUAUCUCCUUCUCCAGGGGAUCUGCCCAACCCAAGGAUCAAACCCACACCUCCUGCUCUGCAGGCAAAGCCUUUACCACUGAGCCGCUGGGGAAGCCUUCAGCCGGACUAGACAUGGAAAUUGCGGUAAAAGGGGCUCUCUGGGCGCACACAGGGCGCGGCGCUGAGCACACCUGACCCACUUCAGACAAUGGCUGGGAUCUGCGCCUGUGGCGGGAGAGGUGUGGCUCUAAGCAGGGUGCGCCCUCCUUCCUCUUACGGCAGAAGUACCGAAUGCCACAGCUGGCAGGGCUCUGGGGAUCACUAUUUGGCCAAUUUGGAAGCCAGAGCCCCGUCAGGGAAGUGACCUUUGGCCUCACAGUGACGGAGUGGCAAUGUCAGAGCACCCGAGACACAACUCUGAGCCACGGAACCCGGCCCAGGAGCAGACCAGGCGAGGGCCUCGGCUACCCGCCCUGGGCUCACCAAGCAGGCCUGGGCCACUACACAGCACGACAGUGCAGCCCCAGGGCAGGAGGCUGAGGAGUGCAGACGAGAGGAAGCAGGGCAGGACACAGCCCUUCUCCCGCCGCCGCCUCUCUCAGGCUCGGCGCCUUGCUGAGGCUGCGGCACGGCCUUUAGGUUCCCCUGACUGGUCUUGGGAGGAGAAGACCAAGGAACCCAAGAGCCACGGAUCUGGGGACCUAUCCUGCUCAGGAUCAGGAGGGUUUGCCCCAGGAAGGGAGCUGUCAAGUGGCCACGAUAGACAUCAGCUGGACAGAACCCAAAGGCAGGCCAUGGUUCAAGCCACACUAGAAACCCUCUUUGGGACCGUGCUUUGAGCCAGCAAGGAAACCGCCUCAUCACUCUGCCCCACACCUGCUAUCUGUGCCACCCAGCCUGAGCAACCCUUCCCUUUGUUUACCAACCUGGCUCCAAGUGACUGGGCCACUUUCAGGACACGCUUUUGUUACAGGGAAGCUAUGUUGUAGGUAUGCUGACACUCUAGAAGUCGUUCUAAAGUACAUGCUGUAAAGGUGCCGGGCAGUGGUCACGUGGAGUUGAGCCGCCAUGGCUAUGGAGUGUUGACCCUGACCGUGACAGGGAGAAGCCGCCCCUGGGCACACCACUUGCUCUCUCUGGGCCCAUUCUCUCCUCAGCUGCCACAGGGCACUGAGGGCCGGGCCGGGGCACUCACCUGCCAGGCCUGCUGCCGGGCCUGGGCCUGCAGCUGCAGCUCCUCCAGCUGCCUGCGCCCAGCUAGGACAGCGUCCGCCAGCUGCCUGUUCUCGGCCUCCUGCUUCU